AUGGCAACUAAUGCCACUAGCACAACCAGGGUCAAGGCCCAAGGAGGUAUCCUUGAGGGUGCAAACCCGGCCGAAUAUGACUCGAAAAACCCCAUUGUACUGUUCAUCAUUCAGGCUGUCAUUAUUAUCGGAAUUUGUCGUAUUCUCCAUUGGCCUCUCUCUAAGAUUCGCCAACCUCGUGUCAUUUCAGAGGUAAUCGGCGGCAUUAUCCUUGGCCCGUCGGUGAUGGGCCACAUUCCAGGAUUCACGGACUCAAUAUUUCCAAGUGCCAGUAUUCCCAGCUUGAAUUUGGUUGCAAAUCUCGGUUUAGUCCUCUUCCUAUUCCUAGUAGGAUUGGAAACGGACGUACGCUUCCUAGUGAGUAACUGGCGCGUUGCUCUAAGCGUAUCAGCUGCGGGUAUGAUCCUGCCAUUCGGAUUGGGAUGCGCUAUUUCAUACGGCUUGUACAACCAGUUCCAGAAUGAAGCUGGAACUGUUCCAGUUGCAUUCGGUACCUACGUGCUCUUCAUUGGUAUCGCCAUGGCUAUUACCGCAUUUCCAGUACUGUGUCGCAUCUUGACAGAGCUGAAGCUUCUUGGGACCAGAGUUGGUGUCAUAGUUCUCUCUGCAGGUGUUGGAAACGAUGUCGUCGGGUGGAUCCUGCUUGCCCUCUGCGUAGCCUUGGUGAACGCCGGAAGUGGAAUUACGGCGCUAUGGGUGCUACUUGUUUGCGUGGGCUAUAUGCUGUUCUUGGUAUUUGUCUUCCGUCCGCUCUUCCUUCGCUUCUUGGAGCACACUGGAAGUCUGCAGAAAGGCCCGAGUCAAUCCGUUGUCACACUGACUCUGAUGAUCGCUCUUGUUUCUGCAUUCUUUACACAAGCUAUUGGCAUUCAUGCGAUUUUUGGCGGCUUUGCCAUUGGGUUGAUAUGUCCUCACGAGGGCGGCUUUGCAAUCAAGCUAACAGAGAAGAUCGAAGACUUGGUCUCAGCCCUUUUCCUGCCUCUCUAUUUCACUUUGUCCGGUCUGCAGACUAACCUUGGAUUAUUGGACAAUGGGACCGUGUGGGGUUAUGUGGUAGGGGUUAUUGCAAUUGCCUUUACAGCAAAGGUCGCCGGAGGCGCUCUCGCUUCCCGUCUUUGUGGUCUCUUAUGGCGCGAGAGCUUCUCUAUUGGGGUCUUGAUGAGCUGUAAGGGUCUGGUAGAGCUUAUUGUUCUGAAUAUUGGUCUGCAAGCAAAGAUUUUGAGUACUCGAACAUUCACCAUCUUCGUGGUCAUGGCUCUUGUCACUACCUUCCUUACAACACCCUUGACAGUGGCGUUGUAUCCCCCUUGGUACCAACUCAAGGUUGAACGGUGGCGACGCGGUGAAAUUGACUGGAGCGGCAAUACCCUCAAACCAGACACUCGUUCUGAUAGUGUCGCCCUGGCUAAAGAUCAGUUGAAGACAGUUCCAGUCCGGAAGCUUUUGGUCUAUCUUCGCUUAGAUGGCCUCUCUGGUAUCUGCACCUUGGCAGCUCUACUAACUGCCAGCCGUGGAGAUUCUUCAUUAGCACCCCGUGUCCAUCCAUCAAAAUGGCCCAAGCAGAAUGAGCAAACAGUCGAGGACGCAUUAUCUUCAACCGACGAAGAGGAAAAAUCCCUCAGAGUCCAUGGUGUUCGGCUCAUGGAGUUGACAGACCGUGACUCUAGUGUUAUGAAAGUAUCUGCAGGAGACCAUGCUCUCUGGGAUCCAGUUGUCAACACAUUCCGCGCUUUCGGUGAAUGGCACGAUAUUUCUCUCAUGGCUGGUGUCUUGGUCGUACCCGAGUAUUCGUACGCAGAUACUGUUGUCGACAUGGCUCAUCAAGAUGUCGCAGAUCUACUUCUGCUACCCUGGAGUGAAACAGGAGCUCUGACAGACCGCCAAAAUGGAUUUGAGAUCGAUGCUGCUAAUCGGUUUGCCGAUGGCGCAUAUCCAACCUUUGUCACCAAUAUCAUAGAUCGUGUUCCGGGUCAUGUAGGAAUUCUGAUAGAGCACAGUCCGGAGUCUCACAAUUCUUCUGGAAAGCAUCCAGCAACACCAUCUCAGAGUGGCCUGAGCAUCCAAGGCUCACUGUGGACCAGACCAUCUACGGGUGACCGAUCGCAUCAUAUCAUACUUCCUUUCUUUGGUGGUGAUGAUGAUCGUUUCGCCCUUCGCUUUGUUCUGCAACUAGCGCAGAAUGACCAUGUUACGGCCACUAUAAUCCAGGUCGGUAGCUUGAAAACAAAUCUAUCGGAGAAGAAGAUAGUCCUAUCCAAGACGGCAUCUGCUUCAGGAUCUAGUGGUCUUGCUACUGUCUCAAAUGAGCAAUCAGAUCUAGUAUUCUUCGAGACUAUCCGAGAUUCUAUUCAGGAUAAUUUGAAAGACAGAGUCGUUUUCCAAGUGCCGACUGCUAAAGAGACACUCAGUGACCCGGCUAGACUGGCUGUUGCCUGUGUCAGAGAAGAACUAGACAAGAUCUACAAUAAACCCGGUUGCAUCGUCGUUGUUGGACGCCACAAUGGUACCUCUGACAGUGUUGAUACUAUUUUAGAAGGAAACAUCGGUUCUGAGACCCAGAGGGCACUUGGAGCUGUCGGCUCCGCAAUGGUUCAACCGGAAAACAAGGUUUUUGGAAGUGUGCUGGUAUUACAGGCUGGCCCAAAUGUCCUUUUUUCUGAUAUACGUCAUUGA
Penicillium taxi is the source of this 2673-nucleotide messenger RNA. RefSeq names its product Kha1p. The coding region runs from base 1 to 2673 and encodes 890 amino acids. NCBI's taxonomy places the organism in Eukaryota, Fungi, Ascomycota, Eurotiomycetes, Eurotiales, Aspergillaceae. The record is from RefSeq and is a predicted model, not a curated record. Gene Ontology annotation, molecular function: antiporter activity. Gene Ontology annotation, cellular component: membrane. Gene Ontology annotation, biological process: proton transmembrane transport. The transcript has 3 exons.